AUGUCGUACUCAUUCAUGAAGCGUUACAACCGCCUAUGCAUGCGGCCCGCCGGCGUCCGCAACCGGCACAGCCUGACUGUAGACACGCGGUUUGUCAUUGCACACACAGAUUUUGAGUCGCAAUACAAUGGUAUCUUGUCCAUCCGCAAGGGCGAUAUAAUCCGGGUCAAGCAAGGCGGCGACGGUCAUCCUAAAUGGUGGCUGGGGACAGUGAUUAGAAGUUAUGAGAAUACAAAGGGCCAUGGUUAUUUCUUCCCCGUCCUUACUGAGCAGUACAACUUCAUGGAUAAUAGGAUUGCGUCGCGUAUUCCAAUGGCUCUGCUGGAUAUCCAUGGACAUUUCCGCAAGUACGACAAGAAGCGUGUGCGCACCAAGGCCUAA
Kickxella alabastrina is the source of this 381-nucleotide messenger RNA. RefSeq lists its product as uncharacterized. Gene Ontology annotation, molecular function: protein binding. Bases 1 to 381 code for a protein of 126 amino acids. The record is from RefSeq and is a predicted model, not a curated record. NCBI's taxonomy places the organism in Eukaryota, Fungi, Kickxellomycota, Kickxellomycetes, Kickxellales, Kickxellaceae. The transcript has a single exon.